Molecule: messenger RNA, 1443 nt
Organism: Sycon ciliatum
Lineage: Eukaryota; Metazoa; Porifera; Calcarea; Leucosolenida; Sycettidae
Product: large ribosomal subunit protein mL44-like
Exons: 9
Coding region: 135-1232 (365 amino acids)
Biological process (GO): mitochondrial translational elongation; RNA processing
Cellular component (GO): nucleus; mitochondrial large ribosomal subunit; microprocessor complex
Molecular function (GO): ribonuclease III activity
Source: RefSeq, a predicted model, not a curated record
AGUAAGUAUUUAAAUAAAAAUUAUUAGUUUGAGAACUAUCAACACAUCUCCUAAACACCUGCAGAGUCCGCCAGUACAACAUGGGAAUAGUCUAGACGGAGUUACUCGUAGUAUUACGUUUCUUGUAUGGCGAAAUGCUGCGUUUGUCAAGCGAGAGGCUUCAGAGCACGUGUUGCUCCGUGUUGAAUGGACGAGUAUUCUCAACGAAGCAUUGUAGGUGGAUUUCACUGGCGUCAUUCCGCUUCCCAUGGCUCUCUAAUUUGAUUUCAACUGAGGUUGCCGACACGUCUUCCUCGGCUCUGCCUUCUUCUGUCAAGCCAUGGCAUAGUGCAAGUGAAGCCCUUGCUGUAAACUAUCCACACGUUCCACAAAUUGCUGCUCUGGAUUUCCCCAUCACUAAGCACGAGAGAUUUUACCCUGAUAUUUCGCAGGCCUUUGGAACGUGGGAUUACGACGUAGAGCUGUCAGCUCUCUGUGCCCGUUUACGAGUCCCGAAGGAGCAUCUGGAAACAGUCCGGUUGGCUUUGACCCAUCCAUCGUUUCUACUUGUGCUGCAACAAGAGAGAGCUGAUGAGGGGCUGGAGCAUGUUGAACAGACUGACUUGGACCAUUAUGGCCAACUGUCUUGCUAUGGUCGAUCAGCAUCUCGUAUGUUUCUAGUGGAGCACAUUCACCACCAUUAUCCCAACCUGGUCGCAGAGGGUAUCAAUGAACUUGCUAAUCAUCUUCUGCAGGAGUCACGUCUUGCGGCCAUUGUACAGCAUUUGGGCAUGGUGGACCUCAUUCAACGAACAACACAGAUUGCCAUAACUGCGGAUGAUACGGCAACGCUGACUGAUGUAUUCUAUGCCAUUGUUGGAGCUUUACUUCGAUGCGGGGAGCAAGUUGCUCAAGAAUUUGUGCGCGACUAUGUUAUAGCACAACUGCAAGAAGAGAACAUAGCCGAUGCAAUUAGAUUUGAGCACCCGAAACUAAUGCUGCGCCACCUUCUUCGUGAGCAGCACAAACCAGCGCCAAUUGCACGGUUGUUGAAUGAUGCCGGUCAUAAAACUGCACAUUCUGUCUACUACGUUGCUGUGUAUUGUGGUACAACAGCCAUCGGGAAAGGUUUUGGCCGGACGUUAGAAAGUGCGGAAGAGGAGGCAUGCCGUGAUGCCCUGAGACAGUUCUUCCUGACUGAGCUCACUUUCCCCAAGCACACGCCUAUUCAAGCGAUUUCUUCGUGUGCGUAAUCUUCACUCCGUCAUUUUAGUACUGAGUGCCCAAUAGAUAAUACUUGUUGAAGGUCGCGUGCGUGUGUGUCCGUGUGUGUGUGUGUGUGUGUGCGUGCGCGUGUUCGUGUCCUUUGUGGUGUAGUGGUACGUUUAUGUGCAGUUAAUUCCACUUGAGAGGAAGCUGGUUAAUUCCCGACGUUUGUGAUCCCACACACCUUUCUCUUUUUCA